Messenger RNA from Poecile atricapillus (Black-capped chickadee), 562 nucleotides. Its product is annotated as EKC/KEOPS complex subunit TPRKB-like. NCBI's taxonomy places the organism in Eukaryota, Metazoa, Chordata, Aves, Passeriformes, Paridae. Gene Ontology annotation, biological process: telomere maintenance via recombination; tRNA threonylcarbamoyladenosine modification. The record is from RefSeq and is a predicted model, not a curated record. Bases 1 to 528 code for a protein of 175 amino acids. Gene Ontology annotation, cellular component: cytosol; EKC/KEOPS complex; nucleus. The transcript is spliced from 4 exons.
AUGGAGCGAACGCACCGGCUGGAGCUGUUCCCUGACCGCAGCGUCACGCUGCUCCUCUUCCAGCACGUGAAAAAUGCCGCUGCUCUGCGGAAAAAAGCCAUGGAAGGAUCCAUUGACGGAGCACUGAUAAACCCUGCGAUGAUUGUAGAUCCUUUUCAGAUUCUUGUGGCAGCCAACAAAGCAGUGCAUCUACAGAAGAUAGGUAAAAUGAAGACCAGAACACUCUAUGCAGAAAUUAUUUUCAGCCUUUCACCAAGCAACAAUAUUUCAGAUGCAUUUAAAAAGUUCGGCAUUUCGGACAGCGACACGGGAGUACUCAUUGUGCUGGUCAUGGAAGGAGACAAGACUGUCAAUCUGGCAGAUAUAGCAUCUCAGGUGGAAGGUCAGCAGGUUUCCCUAGAUGAACUCCCCCAGCUAACAGACACUGCCAAAGUUAAAAAGAUGUACAAAGUUACUCCACAGGAAGAAAAAAUCGGCACCUUAUUGGACAGUGUUGUUUGCAGAAUGUCAACAAAAGAUGUUUUGUGAAAAUGUGGAAAUAAAUUUCAGAGGAAGUGAAGUA